CUGUGGAGGAGGCGGUGGCGGGUGCGAGGCACCUGCGGCUGGGAGGGGGCGGGGCGGCUGCCGCGGCGGCGGCACGGCCGUUGCGAGCCGCCUCGAGCCUCUUCCCUGGCCGCGGCGGCGGCUGUGAGGGAGGGUCAUGGGGAAGGGCGCGGCGGGGCGGGCGGCGAUGGAGGAGCCGCUGUGCUGCUGCGAGUACGUGGACCGGAGGGGCGAGAGGAACCACCUGGCGGCGUGCUGCUGCGACUGCCAGGACCUGGACGAGGGCUGCGAGAGGUGGCUAACGGGCAAAUCCUUGUCCCCGGGAACUCUGGAAAGAAUUGCGGACACCGUGGCGGACCGGGUGCGGAUCCCUUGGUUCGCAGGGGCUGUGAAGAUCAACAUUAGUCUUGUGCCGCCCCUGGUUCUGCUGCCUGUCCUGCUCCACGUUGCUGCUCUGCACUUCCUGCUGGGGCUCCUCAUCUUGACAUCUCUGCCCGUAGUGGUGCUGUGGUACUAUUACCUCACUCACAGGAGGAAGGAACGGACCCUCUUCUUUUUGAGCCUGGGGCUCUUCUCUUUAGGCUACAUGUACUACGUGUUCCUGCAGGAAGUGGUUCCCCGAGGCCACGUGGGAUAUUCCCAAGUGGUCACUCUCACGUGUGGGUUAAUUCUUAUGCUUGUAGCCUUGUCUCGAGCCAAGAAGGAUCCCGGCUACCUUCCCAUCUUACCAAGCAAUAAGAGGGCAUUGCACCAGGGUUUGCCUGAGUGCAACAAGAGUGUUAAAGGGAGCUCCAAUGGGCUGCAUAGUGUCACCACGGCAGGAGCUGCCAGUAGCCGUGCUGUGAAUGGGGAGGCCAAAGGCUAUUCUAGGAUGUCAGCUGAAGAGCUGGAAGGUGUGAAAAAGGACUGGUGCACUAAAUGCCAGCUAGUCAGGCCAGCACGAGCUGGGCACUGCCGGCUUUGUGGCAGGUGUGUGAGGAGACUGGAUCAUCACUGUGUCUGGAUUAACAGCUGUGUAGGGGAGCAGAACCACCAAGCAUUCAUCCUUGCCCUCUCCUUCUUCAUGCUCACUGCGGUGUACGGGAUUACACUGACCCUGCACACCAUCUGUAGGGGCCGAACUCCAUUUAUGGCAUUGUUCUACUGCCCUGGGGCCUAUUCUGACUACAGCUCUGCUCUGUCGUUCACCUGUGUGUGGUACUGUGCCAUUGUAACAGCUGGCAUGGGAUACAUCCUCCUUAUCCAGCUGUUGAACAUCAGCUACAACGUGACCGAGAGGGAAGCUCGUCUGGCUCUGCGGGACAACACUGGGCGCCGGCUCCUGGGGGGGUUAGUGAUAGACACUGGCCAGUAUAACAGGGGCUUCCUAUGCAACUGGGGCCAUUUCUUGAGCCUGGGGUCUUCUCUUCCACGGCGCUCUGCUGAGGACAUUGUGUGACACCUCUCUUUCUACAGAUGGCAUUGACUGACUUUCUUAAGUGGGGGAAUGACCCCUUCCACUAGCACUCCCUCUUCCCACACCCUUCCUUCGUGGUUGGUGUAUGGGCUGCCUGUCCUGUAACUGACAGCACCAGAGGCUUUCCCAGGCAGAAUGGUUCUUCAUGUGCUGGCAGCCAGCAAUAGUAUGCAGAAAGCAGUAAGCCAUAUGCACAAACCUGGAGAGAAGGGGCCUGCUGCCUUUUUCCAUUGUGGGAAACUUUGUCCAGCUGAGCUCGGCAGGAAGAAGAGCACAAGGUUUUGAGAACUUGGGGUUUUCAUUGGGUGUAAACCCUGGCAUCAAGAGGAACCUGCUGCUGGACUUCAGAGCGUGCAUUGAUUCCUGCAAAGGUUAAGGAAUCCCUGUCUGAAAUGUCACUUGUAGGGACCAGACAUGUCAGGAGGAUGAAUUUUUGAUACUGUAACAGCUGGACCACUGCAAAAGCCAAGCUCUGGCUAGAAGCAUCUGUCUAGGCAGCUGCUGAGCAGCACUCUCCUCUCUGGUGUGUUGUGUGGGUUUGUUUUCUUUCAUUCCAUCCAGCUGUAUACAUGCUUGUAUUAAGUGCCUUCAUGAGCAACAUUCCUGUAGGGCUUUUUAAGAUCCAUUCAUCUCUUGACCCCUAAAGUUGUUAUUCCAUCCUUGUCUGUCCAGCUGGGUGAGAAGACACUGUCAUCUUUAAUAUCAUCAUUCUUUCUGGAACAUAGGUCUGUGCUGGUUUGAAGGCUUGUCUCUCUCUAAGCAUUUCUGCUCUGAUUAUGGAUUGUGACAUGAGACAGCAGGUAAUACCAACUAAGCAGAAGAUAUUUUGGAGCAACACAUUAAGAGUGGACUCUGAGGGGAAAACAAAUAGUGGUGUUACUGUAGUUUUAUGGAAACUACUUUUCUUCCUCUAUGGGAGAAGGAUGUCUAUGGAAGAGUAGACAGUUCUGGUGACAGGAUUUUUGGUAGGUAGCAUCUUGGCUGUGUUGCUAGUAACAGUGAUCCUGGCUCCUUUCAACCCAGUCACUGUGGAGCUGCCUCACUGUAGACCUGUUCUCUCAAGCCAGGAAGCCGAGGAACAGUUCAGUUUCUGCAUGUAGGGAGAGGAUGUGUUGAAGCUUUCUCGUUUUGGGGUAGAGGAGACCUGCACUGGCAGCUGAAUGUAUUGAACGUGCUCUGCAAGAAUUCACCUUGUUCCACAUGAGCCUGCAACUGUUUUAUUGUUCAGACUUGAGCUUCAGCUGAAAUAAGAUUUUGGUGGGGGUGGUUUCUGGGUUAUGUGGGUGGGGUUUUAUUGUUGGUGGUUUUUGUUUUAAACAUUUUGCACAUGUUGGUCAGCAGUAGUCUGAAGAGUCUGGCUGGAAGAGCCUGCAGCAACAACACAAGAGGCAGGGGUAGGGCCCAGAUGCAGAAGCAGAGGAAAGAGCCUUGUUCUAGCUAGUGACAUCUUCAGAUGUGUGUGCAGCAUGCACAGAUCAUACCUGUCCCUUUCUCCACAUGUGUGGCUGGCAGCUGGGGGAUGUUGGCUGAGUGAUACCAGUUCACUGUACGCUGCUGUGCUUUAUCUCUGAAGAAUGCACAGAUGGUGUGGUGCCUAAAGGUAGCAGGGUUGGGGGUCUCCCUUGAGAUCCCUGCCAUAUUUGGUGUGCCAUAUUUGUGCUCUUGAUUACGUGUCCCAGUUUAAGGUAGAGACCACAUCCCACUUCGUGUUCUUCGAUUUCCUCAAGUAGCACUUUCUAACUUUCUGUAACCAGCAGAUAAUUGAGGAGCAGCUGCACUUGCAAUGGGGCUGUGCAGAAAGAGUUUCUGACCUACUGAUUGUCCUUUGUUUUCUCUUUUAUCUGAGGAACAAUCCUUUAUAAGGAGGUAAAGAGGACACCUCUCUUGCUUCCUUCUUCUAACUGAACAAACUAAGAGGUUUCUGAUGACUUCCCUGGCCCUAAA
Messenger RNA from Dryobates pubescens (Downy woodpecker), 3379 nucleotides. It is a transcript of the gene ZDHHC23, whose product is annotated as zinc finger DHHC-type palmitoyltransferase 23. Bases 137 to 1417 code for a protein of 426 amino acids. The transcript has 4 exons. NCBI's taxonomy places the organism in Eukaryota, Metazoa, Chordata, Aves, Piciformes, Picidae. Gene Ontology annotation, molecular function: protein-cysteine S-palmitoyltransferase activity. Gene Ontology annotation, cellular component: endoplasmic reticulum; Golgi apparatus. Gene Ontology annotation, biological process: protein targeting to membrane; peptidyl-L-cysteine S-palmitoylation. The record is from RefSeq and is a predicted model, not a curated record.